Molecule: messenger RNA, 4868 nt
Organism: Astyanax mexicanus (Mexican tetra)
Lineage: Eukaryota; Metazoa; Chordata; Actinopteri; Characiformes; Acestrorhamphidae
Gene: lhx4
Product: LIM homeobox 4
Exons: 6
Coding region: 12-1370 (452 amino acids)
Biological process (GO): regulation of transcription by RNA polymerase II; neuron differentiation
Cellular component (GO): nucleus
Molecular function (GO): RNA polymerase II transcription regulatory region sequence-specific DNA binding; DNA-binding transcription factor activity, RNA polymerase II-specific
Source: RefSeq, a predicted model, not a curated record
AGUGGGAGUGGAUGGAUGGAGCCGAGCGGAGCGCACGCACACACACUGCCACACACGCGCGCGCACUUACACAUACACACACAUACCCGAACACACACGCGCACCCGCACACCCUGCACCGCACGAGCCCUUUACCGGCUGGAGCGCGCGAGCAGGAGCGGAGCCUAAGGAGCGCGAGCCCCAGCGCCGGAGACGGAGGAGUUUUACCGGCGCGCGCGCGAGGAGCAGGACAGGGGGCGAGGAUGAUGAUGCAGCGCGCGGGACAGAGCGCGGACACGCGGGGACAACACCAGUUGCCGGAGUGUGCGGGCUGCAGUCAGACGAUUCUGGAUAAGUUUAUUCUGAAGGUUCUGGACCGGCACUGGCACGCUCAGUGUCUGAAAUGCUCAGACUGCCACACUCUGCUGGCUGACCGCUGCUUCUCCCGCGCUGGGAGUGUGUACUGCAAAGAAGACUUCUUCAAGAGGUUUGGGACGAAAUGUGCCUCCUGUCAACAGGGCAUCCCUCCGUCGCAGGUUGUUCGGAAGGCACAGGACUUCGUGUACCACCUGCACUGCUUCUCCUGCGUGAUGUGCAGCCGGCAGCUGGCCACUGGGGACGAGUUCUACCUGAUGGAAGACGGGCGACUGGUCUGCAAAUCUGACUACGAGACAGCCAAACAGAAUGACGACUCUGAGACCGGAGCCAAACGUCCCCGCACCACCAUCACCGCCAAACAGCUGGAGACCCUGAAGAGCGCCUACAAGAACUCGCCCAAACCCGCCCGGCACGUCCGCGAGCAGCUCUCCUCUGAGACCGGGCUGGACAUGCGCGUCGUUCAGGUCUGGUUCCAGAACAGAAGAGCGAAGGAGAAGAGGUUGAAGAAGGACGCCGGGCGGCACCGCUGGGGUCAGUUCUAUAAGAGCGUGAAACGGAGUCGAGGCAGCAAAGCAGAGAAAGAGAGCUCAGCCGAGGACGGCGGCCUGAGUGACAGCGAGCUCAGCUUCAGAGCAGAUGAUCAGAUCCUGUCUGACCUGGGUCACGCUAACAGUCUGUACGGCAGCGUGGGGGACGUGUCCGGUGGCGGUGUUAUGAACGGUGCGUUCUCUCUGGAUGGCGGUGGACCUCCGUACCACGAGCUGAGGGCUGGAAGCCCCUACGGUCUGCCCCAGUCUCCGUCAUCGGUCAGCUCCCUGCCCGGCCACACGCCUCUGCUCAGCAGCCUGGGGUUCAGUAUGGAGGGUCUGACGGGUGCCCAGCCUGUUGGGGGUCAGGCGCUUAGGGCUGGGGGUCCAACCUCCGACCUGUCCACGGGGAGCAGCACAGGGUACCCAGACUUCCCUACCAGCCCAGCGUCGUGGCUGGACGAGAUGGACCACUCCCAGUUCUGAUGUUGAGGAUGGCGGAGACUUGAAGUGUGUUCUCGGAGACAUCUGGGGAGGGGAAGGGACCACUGGGUAAAUGCGAUGGUUGUUCAGAAAGUGACAAAAUUUGACCUUCUCCUCUCUAAUGAACUGACCAUUUCAGUUGGUGACUCCAGCGUCCAGUGUUCUUAAAAAAAUUACUGAGCGAAGUUCCUCCUGCACUGAAUGGCACACGGACAGUGCUCUGUGUUCUGUACCAUAAUGUUUUUUUUUUUUUUUUUAUUAGUAUUGAUACUAGCCGGCAGUGAAACUGACCACUGACCCUGUUAUUAAGGACUACAAAGCAGAAAUAAAAAAGGGGCGGAUCAUGCAUGUUUCAGAAUGAGGAACGAACACCACGGCCAUCAAAAAGCCUUCUGAUUGGCCACGCACUUUAAAAACCCCGCCCCUACCGCACACGGCCGGCUGCAGACAAGCGAGCGAGGAGAGAAAUGCACAAUCCCAACUGCAGCACCUGCAGAGGACUCACCUGUCCUGUUACCUGUUACCUGUUACCUGUUACCUGUUGAUGGAGGUUUUGUUCUAUAUGUUACUGAGUAUCUUUUUUAUUCGCCAGCUAUAAAACGUAAAAGAAAUUUCUCAACGUCAAAUCGAGUAAGAUAAAAAAAUAUAUAUUAAUAUCCACAAAAUAAAUCUACAAGUAAUAUAAAACAAUAGGUUCUUCAAUUAGGGGUUCUUCACAUUUGAUCAUCGCUUUAUCAUCAUUUGUUCAAAUACACUUUAGCCAUGACAUUAAAACCACCAGCAUAGUACAGCCUGUGUAGACCUCAUGCCACCAAAACAGCUUUGUCACACCUGCCAAGACCCUGUGCUGUCACUGUGGUACAAAGAAUAAUGUUACACAAGAUUCAGAUCCUUUAAAGGACCAACAAGGAUUAUAUUUUCAGUAUAACAAAAUGAUAAAAUCCUCAUGUAUUAAGGAAGCGUGCAAAGUUCUAGCACUGUCACCUCUUGUUACCUAACCCUAGCCAGUAUUUUAUUACUAGAACUGCGUAGUACGUCACAGAAGUCUGUGUGGGUGUGGUCUCUGACUUCACUAAUUCCAGAAAUUAUUGAACUCUUCUUGCACUCAUUUGUGUAGGUUUAGUGUCCUCAGCCUGGCAAACAGAGUGAGCUUUGCAUCCGGGGAGGGGAGGGCGAGGCAAACAACUCUCUCUCUGGUGUUUUGAAAUUGAACUGCUAUAGCCAUUUCACAUGCUCACUCUCAUUUCCUUCUGAUUACUCCUUUAAAUCAUGUUUUAAGUUGUGAGAUGGGAGGAGCAUUUUGCUAGGUAGCGUACUGAACACUGCAAACCAGAAACGCACCAAGACCUGCCUGAUGUUCUGCCUGAUAUGCUUACAUUUAGUUGACCUAGCAUUGAGUUUACUAACUCAAUAUCAGGCAUGUGUCAGCUCAAGUUUUUUUUUUUUUUUUUUUUACCUCUGAUUAUUGUUGAUUUGUGCAAGAGUGUGUCAGUGUUGCCAGUUAGCAUGCUGGCUAAGAUAGGAAGGUACCUAUUAAACUACAAGGAAAAAUUAGUUAAAGGCCUCUAGGAACAAAAUGCUGAUAAGAACAAAAGUUUGUAAAGUAGAACGUCAGGACCUUAGAACACAAAGUCUGCAAUUGGCUGCUGAUUGGCCCUUCAAAAUGCUUAAUAUGCUAGAUGUGGUGGCAAAUUACUUAGCUAUGGUUAAUAGCUUGCAAACCUUACUGAAGCUCAGUGAUUACCUGUUCAAUAGAAAAACAGCCAGCUCACCCAUUUUCCAUGGCUGUGGCACACUGUUUGUCAGUCCUGCGGUGGUAUUCACCUGGUUUUAAUGUUAUGGCUGAUCGGAGUAAAACAAAAAAGUGAAAUAAAAAAAAAAACGGUGCCACUUUAAAAUAAGACUACCUUUAUAAAGGGUUUAUAAAUGCUUUACAAUUAGUUUAUUAAUGGUUACUAAUUAGGUUGUAAAUGCCUUAAAAAUCAUUAAUUAUCAGUCAUAAUCAUUAAUUAUCACUCAUACAUAGAAAGGACAACAAUAUAGAUGGCUAUGGGUUCACUUUGGCAAACAUCAGGUCAUAAUUACCCUUUUUAUGUAUGUGUUAUAACUAAUUAUUAAUGAUUUGUAAGGCAUUUACAAUCUAAUUAUUAACCAUUAAUACACUAAUUGUAAUUAACCGUUUAUAUACCCUUUAUAAAGGUAGUCUUAUUUUAAAGUGGUACCAAAAAAAAACAAUUAAACAUGCUCCCAGAUCAGGUGCUUUCCUGUUGCUUAUGGUAUCCAGGGUUAAACACAAGUUUAAAAAAUUAUUUUUAGUUGUUUAAAAUUAAGCAGAAGAUCUCAGAUGUUCCUAAAGAUGUUCUCCAGUUUCCCCAGUUAAAGAUUAAUUUUUUUUUUGUGCUUCAGAGUCGUGGUGUUAAAGUUGUGUGGGGCGGAGAUAAGUGUGUGAUAGAUGUUUCUUUGGUAAGGGAUGUGUGUCUCAGAGGCAGCAGUGUUCAGCAGGGUGUUUGAAUGGCCAGAACACUGUGGAUCAUAGCUACUGUUUUUUUUUUACUAUUGUAAAUCAAACUGAAUUCUUAUCAACUCAUACACAUAAAAAUAUAUAUAUAUUUCUGCACUCAAAGGAAAACAGGUUCUAAAAUUAAAUUGUUAGUUUCAUCAUUGUUAUUUGGGAUGCCUCCAUCUAAUUUAAUAAGGCAUAUUAUGCUGAAUCUAGUUCCGAUCCUUUGUUUUUACUGCUGUGCUGCUGUGUUUAAGCACAGCACCCUCUAGUGUCCACUAAACCUCACUAACAGACUUAUUAUUUUCAGCUCAUAGCAUUAUUUUCUGGAUUUUAAAAAUGUGGCUGUUUAGAAACAAAACUACAGAAGAAGGCUCUAUAAAUUUAUUAUAAAACAGCAGCAAUUCUCAGUAUUGAGAGUACUGAAUCAAAAUGAAUUCUGGACAAUACUUAAGUACUUAGGUUAGACUGGUAUCGGUUGAUUCUUGAAUUUUAUUUAUAGGUGUGUAGGAGUUUGGUUUUGGUGCCAUUUGGGUCAGUAUUAAUCAGCAGGUUCAGAUGCAGUAAUUUUACAGCAGCUCCUUCAUGGACAGCUUGUUCAGACAGAGAGAAGUUGAGAGCUGUGGUGUUAUAGAAGCUAAUUUUUUGUAUUGUACUGAGUGUGAAUCCAUUCCUCUCAGUAUCUCCUGAAGGGAUGUUGUGGAAAGCUGUACUGAAGCACCUAAAAUAAGCCACCCGAGCCGAUCCGACCAACACACAACACACAGACCAGAUCCGGUUUCCUGCGUCGCCUCUGAACUUUUCAGUGUUAAUUGUUGUAAAUUUUUGUACAGUUUCAGAAAGUGUGUGGACAGUCUUGUUUUAUGAGCACUAUAUUUAUUGCCAUGUGUUUGAAAAGAGCACUGAGUCUAUUCCUUUAUGCCUUCUGUGCAAUGGUAUGAACUGUGUACAGCCAGAUCUAUACGGAGAAAAUAAAGCAAAAUCAUUUUUGAGUUACAGAA